UUUCUCUUCCUCCUUCAGCUCAGAGUUUCAGUUCAGAGUGAGGACAGGUCAGGUCAGCAUGCUGCUCUUCAUCCCGCUCCUCUUCCUCCUGGGAAUCCCCAGCGCCGCUCCAGCCCUUCAUUCUCUCCAGUACUUCUACUCAUCGUCUUCAGGAAUCCAGGGCUUUCCUCAGUUUGUCACUGUAGGUUUGGUCAAUGGAGAAAACUUCGUCUACUAUGACAGUGAGAUCAGGAGAACGAUUCCUAAACAGCAGUGGAUCGAGGAGAGUGAAGGACCAGAGUACUGGGAGAGGGAGACUCAGCUCUUCAUUGGUACUGAGCAGACCUACAAAGCCAACGUUGAAAACGUGAAGGGGUACUUCAACCAGACUGGAGGUGUUCACCUUUACCAGAACAUGUACGGCUGUGAGUGGGACGAUGAAACAGAUGAAGUUCGUGGAUAUGAUCAGUACGGAUAUGACGGAGAAGACUACAUCGCUCUGGACCUGAAGACAGAAACCUGGAUCGCUCCGGUUCGUCAGGCUGUUUUCACCAAACAGAAGUGGGACAAUAACAAAGGCUGGAUAGCUCAGGAUAAACACUACCUCACCCAGAUCUGUCCAAACGGGCUGAAGAGAUACCUGAAGGCUGGAGAGAAGACCCUGAUGAGGAAAGACCCCCCCUCGGUGUCUCUCCUCCAGAAGACCCCCUCCUCCCCGGUCAGCUGCCACGCCACAGGCUUCUACCCCGACAGAGUGGACCUGUUCUGGCAGAGGGACGGGGAGGAGCUCCACGAGGAGGUGGACAGAGGAGAGAUCCUCCCCAACCCCGACGGCAGCUUCCAGACCAGCGCGGACCUGGACCUGACCGGGGUCAGGGACGAGGACUGGCCCCGGUACCGCUGUGUGUUCCACCAGGCUGGAGACCAGGAGGACGUCGUCACUCCGCUGGACCGAGGCGCUGUUCUCAGCAACAGGAAGAAGAGGAACGUCAGUCCAAAGAGUCCCUCAGAUGAAGGAGAUGAAGGCUUCCCCAUGGCUGCUGUGGUAGCAGUGGUAGCAGUGAUGGUGGUGGCCAUAUGCGGCAUGGUGGGAUACAUCUGCUGCAGGGGGAGAUGCUCUCGCUCUUCCUGUGUUUCAGGGUUCAAACGCGCCAACACCUCUGAAACGUCGUCUUCAUCAGGACAGUCAGCCGGGAACAACGGGAGCGGCGAGGAGCAAGGCAUGCUGCAGCCCACUGCCUGAUGGGAGGAGUCAGAGGCUCCCGUCUGCUGAACCCGGGACCAGGGGCCCGGCUGAUCCUGGAUCCAGGACCCGACCUGACUUUGUUGUGGCUUCAGUCUUUCUAACUGGACUUGAUGUUCAGGAUUUGUCUUCACUGGACUGAUGGAGAGAAAAUCUGAUUGACUCUAUUUUCCAUGAAGCUGCUGUUUCUAUUGAUCCAUGUAGAACCUGGAGAGACGAUGAAGCUCUGGCUUCACUGUGACUCUGUUUUCUGUCAAUGUUUCUCCUGAAUAAGAGUCAGGAAGUGAUGAUGAUGAUGAUGAUGAUGUAAUCCAGGAAGUCUCCCCUGAUUCCCUCCAGACUAGAGAACUGAUCUGUUCUGCUGAUUUUCUUCACUUCCUUCUGAUAUUUCUGGGUUUGUAUUGAUCUGAGAUGGGGAAAGUUUUAUUUGUUAAUUAGACAUCAGAAACAAGUAUGUUUUUCCUUUAAUCAUCAGUUCCUCACGUUCCUUUAUGUCUUGGUUUAAUGAGUGUUUUGCUGUUUCUCUCUUAUUUAUCCUGGUUUUGAUCCUCUGAAUAAAGUUCUCUAUAAUCCAG
Messenger RNA from Salarias fasciatus (jewelled blenny), 1797 nucleotides. Its product is annotated as patr class I histocompatibility antigen, A-5 alpha chain-like. The transcript has 7 exons. The coding region runs from base 59 to 1222 and encodes 387 amino acids. Gene Ontology annotation, cellular component: external side of plasma membrane. NCBI's taxonomy places the organism in Eukaryota, Metazoa, Chordata, Actinopteri, Blenniiformes, Blenniidae. Gene Ontology annotation, biological process: immune response. The record is from RefSeq and is a predicted model, not a curated record.